This is a messenger RNA of Acanthaster planci (crown-of-thorns starfish), 3799 nucleotides long. Its product is annotated as non-homologous end-joining factor 1-like. Gene Ontology annotation, molecular function: DNA end binding. The record is from RefSeq and is a predicted model, not a curated record. NCBI's taxonomy places the organism in Eukaryota, Metazoa, Echinodermata, Asteroidea, Valvatida, Acanthasteridae. Gene Ontology annotation, cellular component: nucleus; DNA ligase IV complex. Gene Ontology annotation, biological process: double-strand break repair via nonhomologous end joining.
UUCAUUUCAGCAAGUGCAGGUCCAUUCAACUGCUUUCGAGAAACUGAUGAAGUGUCAGAUUUCCAUGCAGAGUCGUGAAAAUUUUGAGCAUGUUGAGAAAAUUGUUGUUCCGACCUUGUCGGCUGUUGUCGUUGACUUUCUUCAUGUUCAUGAUGUUCGUUGUCAGCUGGUCAGGUUGCCGGUCAGGUGAUGGGGAUACGUAUACUUGGAGAGGGGACCCCCCCCCUUUUUUGUCAUUUUAAUCUCGCAAAAUUGGUCGGUCCCCCUAAAAAACAAAGUCAACCCUCUCUUUUAUUUGCGCUAACACUCUAUUUUCCAAAUUUCAAAAUUGUGAGAAAAUGGGACUUUCUUACUGAUACACCAGCCAUGGAAAUUUGACUCCACCAUUUUAACACUGUGGUUAUCAUCACCACAGGUAUGGAUGGUGAUGUGAGAAUGAGAGACAUCAGCGGAGGCUCAUUAAUUACAAUCAGCAACAGUCAUUUAACAGUCACAUAUUUAUUCAAGUGCGUAAUUAACUCACAGGAGCCAUCUUGACAAGCCAUGAGACUUGCCUUCCCAUAUUGCAAAUCUACAUAAGCAGACUGGUACAUUGUCCCGUUACACCAUGGGCAUGAUCAGGGCUUGGGCCUAGCUAUGUCGUCUUAAAACACAGUUUCCCCUCAUAAUUUCCCUCAAAAACAUCAACCCUACAGUUAUUUAAGCAUGAUGUCACACUCAUCUACCAAGGUGAAUUCAACAAUUAAAAUGUUGCUCUCCCUUCUGUUAAAAACAACUGGCCCAAGUCUGGGGCUAGUGUAAGUUUGGCUUUACAGUCAGUCAUGGACAGUUGAUAGCUCUGUCAUGUCUGUUUUUCAAGGAACCUAUGGUGCAGUUUUGAAAGACGUGGAGGAGUUCCAUAUCCAGCCACUAUGCACUCACCGCCAAACAUAGUUUGUACACCGUGACGAAUUUCACCUUCUCUUUGUUUGUAUUUUUCAUUGAAGACAAAUUUAUUCAGCGUGCAAAACACUGAAACUGACAUGAUUGUCGGCGGAAGAUGUGGUUUAUGAUUAGGUCAGUUUCUCCAGUUUCUGGAUUGAGAUUUAUGAUGCAGUCAACAACCCUUUCUAUUAGUAUUUCGUGCCACUUCGUUUUUUUCUCCCAUUCAAGUUAACAAGUUACAGUGCUAGCUAUUCUACUUUUAAGGUUUAAAAAAGGACUGAAGUUCUGCCUAAAGCUGUGAAGGACAUCUGGGUAAAAUUUUCUUUCCGUGAGGGUAAAAUUGCAUUUGAUCAUAGGCGUCAUACAUGCCGUACAUGUAGUUUAAAUCUAAAACGCACUAAAUUUGUUUUCACAAUCUGUUUGUUAGGGCAGUUCACAGCUAUAAUGAUUAGUCAAGAUCAGACCUCCCAAUUCCCAUCUGAUCCUGCCAGAUACUUGCAUUAAUUUUGCUGAAGCAAAUGGAGUGAUGUCAGUGAUCCGUCUCAGCUGUAGUCGAGCCAGUCUUUACGUGCCAUGGCCACCACACAGCUGGAAUGGAGACGACGUUGGAAGCCAGACCUGACGGCCCAGAUCUGGCAGCCCUUCCAGCUGAACAGGCAGAGGGCGCUCGUCAAGUGUCUGUUCCGAGAGGACCACUACGAGCUGCUGGUGUACGACAUGGUGACGAUGUGGUACGAGGAAUGCAGCCGGGCAGUCUUUGAGCAGAAGGCAAAGAAGUUGAAUCCCAACGUGGAAGCCCCCCUGGCCACCCUCCUGCAGCAUCUCAGGGAUAACCUGGCCGACCAGAGGAAGAAGUCUACCUACAGCCUGGAGCCGCCCAAAUCCCGGGACCAGAGCGGGAUGGUGCUCAGGCUGGGCACCCAGCUGACUGGAGGGGUGCCCUUCAAGUGGGAGUUUCACUGUCAGGAGGCCACGAAUGACAUGUACGCCUGUCAUCUGGCCACGCCCCUUCUUACAAUGGUCUCUGAGCUCAGCAGACGAGAGGCGGAGCUUCACAAAAUACUCAAGAAGAAAGAUGCAGAGAUAGAAGACUACAAGGCAGCAGGAGGGAAGGUCUCCAGGAAGCACCUUGAAACUACACCAUUUGAUGCCAAGGCUUUCAACAGUGACAUGAAUUUUUCCAAGGCAUUUGAAAGUCAAGUCCAGUCACUUGGAGCCUCAGCUUUUUCAGAGCCGGGCCAAGAAUUGUAUCGGCAGGUCAUGAUGACAAACGCUUGGCUGAACCGGCCUACAGAGCAAGCCAGCUCUGACGAGGAGUUCUCGGACGACAUGUCGGGUGACCCCGGCCAGACAGCGGGUGCCACCGGCCCGUCAUGGGCCCACCGGUUGCCCCCGUCGCUGGUUGCCAAUGCGCAGACUGCUGGGGCAAGCUACGCAUCACCCACCAAGUCCGUUACUCCCAAGGGGUCACCCGUGAAAGGGGCCGGGUCACCGGGGAGCUCUGCUGAGGACACUGAGUUGUUGCGGCGUCAAGCGCUUGAGAGGAGACUAGCAGAGGAGAAAGCCAAACAGCAACAACAAGUCAAGAAGAAAAAGAAAAAGAUCUUCUGAGUUGAAUUAUCCACAGGUAAUCCUUGCACAUGUAAUUUUUUUCUGAAAUACGGUGAUGGUUAGUGUUUGGUGCCUAAAUUAAAAAAAAAGAAAGCUAGAGAUUUUCCAUACAUUAACUCUACAUACAUCUCAGCAGUCAGCCCCCCAGUAAUGGUGGACAUAAUACUGGGUCAGCCAUUGUACAAAAUAUCUGGCUCUUCCUAGUCUGGGAAGACUAGUCUGGUUCCCAGACCAGAAAACACUCCAAGUGAUCUUUUGGUCUGGUGGCUGCCGUGGCCACAAGAGAAAACCGGGAGGACUUCCCUCUGUUUCCAACAUUUUCCAAAAAACAGCCAGAAGUGUCAGAACCCAUAUAGUUGAUUUUCGAAUAGAAUCGUCAGUAUUUACAACUAUUAAGCUCACAAAAUUAGCCCUUUCUUCAGAUUGGCUGUAUGACAGUGCCAGAAAACCUCCUCAAUUUCUCUUUGCAUUAUCUUGUAUGCCGAUCUUCGCUUUUGCCCUACUUCAAUUAUGCUGACUAAGAGAUGUGUGUGUGCUGGACCUACCUAUUGAAGGGGGCAAUCCUGAGUAUUACAUCAUACUCUUAUUUUUACGAUGAAAGCUACCUAUCCUCAAUAUUAUUGAAACGGCACGGCACCAGCCUACUUGAUAGCUUUUUCGUGCAUAUUGCUGCCAGCACUAGUUGGACAGAGUCCAGAGUUUAAAGAGAUCAUUGUCAGUAAACCCAUUAGCCAAGUGAGCCCAGACGUUCUUUGAGAAUUUUUUCUAGGCUUGAAGAUCAGGGUUUAAAUGAUGUGGCCCCUUGGGCAAAAAUAUUGGGAGUGUAGUGUAUGCGUACAUUCUUGAUGGUAUCCAAGUUGUACAGGGCCUGGUUCAUGGGACUUUUAGAAUAAUUAUAGACAUUCAACCUUAUGGAUAGUAAGAGAAAUGCAAUAUAGAAAUCGAAUUACCCAGCUGAAUUUAAUUAAUUAAAAAAAAGAAAGUCAAUAUCAAUGUUUACACAUUCAUUAAACUGAUGAGAUAUGGAAAAAUGUAUACUUUUCAAAGUAACCUGCACUGUUUGUUUUCCCAGAAUUUUGCAUGUAUUUUUUAAACUAUGUACAGUCCGAAUUUGAAUAUCAGUCUUGAGACAGUGUCCAUCAUUAGAAUUUGGUAGGAAUAAUAAUUACAAUUUUAAAUAAUGAAUUAGAAUUCUGUAAUUUGAUUAGAAUUGUCAUUUUGUAAUAAAUCCACACAGUGCAUUUUGCCGUGUGUGCCGACUUCA